This is a messenger RNA of Dreissena polymorpha, 8053 nucleotides long. RefSeq names its product spastin-like. The coding region runs from base 1 to 1857 and encodes 618 amino acids. The record is from RefSeq and is a predicted model, not a curated record. Gene Ontology annotation, molecular function: microtubule severing ATPase activity; ATP hydrolysis activity; ATP binding. Lineage: Eukaryota; Metazoa; Mollusca; Bivalvia; Myida; Dreissenidae. The transcript has 14 exons. Gene Ontology annotation, cellular component: microtubule cytoskeleton.
AUGAAUCGGAAAGGUUUUGGGAGACAUUGGGGGCGUAAAAGACAAGAAAAUAAAUCGAAACAUCCUCGGGCUGAUGACACAUCAUUUCAUAGACGUAACUUCAGAUUUAUUGCGUCCCCUGUUUUGUUAGUGUUCUCAUUGCUGCGAUCGAUUGCUUUCCAACUUUGGGUUAUCUUGGAACUGCUCGUAUGCAGGGCCAGUGCCCUGACCAACCGAGCUUCCUCUAGGUCCGGAUACCAGAGACAUAGUGAUGCCGAGAUCGGUGACACAAUGACAUCAAGGACGAACACGAGCCCAGGUCCAGCCGACCCUGUGUUGGCCUCCCAGAAACACCACCACAGAAAGGCAUUUGAAUACCUCUCUAAGGCUCUCAAAAUUGACGAAGAAGAUAACGGACGUAAAGAUGUUGCUGUGGAGCUGUAUAGGAAGGGAAUAGGGGAGCUACAGAAGGGCAUUGCUAUUGAAUUGAAAGGGCAAGGGGAGGCAUGGGACCGAGCACGCCGCCUGCAGGACAAGAUGAUGACCAACCUGGUGAUGGCAGAGGACAGACUGGUCGUGCUCAAUAAAUUACUAAAUGAUGCUCAAAUAUCCGCCCAUGCAAUGGAAGCAGAGGAUCGCAUUAAGCCCUCAUGGGCUGCCCCUGAGCAGAUUGGCGUGAGGAAGAGGGUAGGAGGUGCAGACCCCAUACGGCCGGGGAAGCUCACUCCCAAAGCUGAUCCUCCAGCUCAACAAGUUUCCUCCAAGCCCCAGAAGAUCAAGCAGCCAAUAGGCGUGCAUCGGAGUAGCACGCUGCCUCGAAACUUCGGGAAAACCCCGGGAACCCCCGACCUGGGAUCGCGCCAGAAACCUUCCCCUACGCAUACAGAUGUGCCAAACAGACGAGCCCUUGAUAGGCAGAACUCAAAUACAAAACCUGCGCCUGACAGAAAAACCAGGGAUGUCAAGAACUUGAAGUUGAAGGGAGUCGACAAGAAGCUGGCUGAGACCAUUCUCAAUGAGAUCAUUGACUCCGGACCCCCGGUCACAUUUCAGGAUAUAGCGGGGCAGGAUACCGCUAAGCAAGCCUUACAGGAGAUCGUCAUACUGCCAGCCUUGAGACCCGAGCUGUUUACGGGCCUGAGAGCACCUGCCCGGGGCCUGUUGCUGUUUGGACCGCCUGGCAAUGGUAAAACUAUGCUGGCAAAGGCUGUUGCUAACGAGUCCAAUGCAACAUUCUUCAACAUCAGUGCCUCUAGUCUGACAUCCAAGUGGGUGGGGGAAGGAGAGAAGCUGGUGAGAGCCAUGUUUGCUGUGGCCAAGGAGCUGCAACCCUCGGUUGUCUUUAUGGAUGAGGUUGACUCCAUCCUGUGUGAGCGUAAGGAAGGGGAGAAUGAUUCAAGCAGACGACUCAAAACUGAGUUCCUCGUACAGUUUGAUGGGGUGGCAGGUUCCUCAGAGGAUCGUGUUCUGAUCAUGGGGGCAACCAACAGACCACAGGAGCUUGAUGACGCUGUGCUCAGGCGUUUUAGCAAGCGUGUAUAUGUGAGCAUGCCAAAUGCAAAGACGAGACUCGCCCUGCUUAGACAUCUCCUGGGCAAACACAACAACCCGCUGUCGGACAGGGAACUCGAGCAGCUCGCUAAACUGACUGAAGGGUACUCUGGUAGUGAUCUGAACAGCCUUGCUAAGGAUGCUGCCCUUGGGCCCAUUCGGGACAUGUCCCUCCACGAAGUGAAGCAGGUGUCAGUGAGGGCAGUACGGCCCAUCUGUCUCAAAGACUUCACGGCCUCUCUACAGAAGAUUCGCCGCAGUGUGCAGGAGGACACACUGUUCAGGUACCUGGAGUGGAACAACACCUACGGGGACAUGGGAACGUGAUAGGGGUGCCAGGAUGGGGUCGGGGUAGGAGCAUCUGAGCUUCAGUGAGGGACAUGAGCACGGCAUGUCAGUGAUAUUUUUACCCAAUUGGGAAAAGUACCUGUACCAGCCCAUUGGGAAAAAUGUGUACAAAAAACUACGAAAUUGGGAAAAUCGGCAUUGUGUAGUCUUCAUAUUGGAAAAUUGGGGUAUUUGAUUUUUUUACUCCCAAUGGAAUAAUUGAAAAUUUAUAACUAAGUGUUCUCAAGUUGUUAAUAUUAUAUUUACUUAAGUUAAAGCCAUAUAGCUACAUAUGGAAACUAACUAACUUAAAUUUCAUUAAAAAAAAUAAAAUUUGGAAACAUUCAUUAAGAAACUUUUUGAGAGAAAUUGGGAAAUGUGUAGUUUUUUCCUAAUUGUGAAAUUGCCGUUUUCCAGUACUUUAUAAAGAAGGAAAAAAUCACUGCAUGUGAUGUGUGCCUCAAGGAUCUCUGUGCAUUGUCUGAAAAAUGAUGCAAAAUGUACAAAGGAGUGAUACUGCAAGCCUUUUCUUUGUUUGUCAGUCGGCUACACACAAUUAUUGGGUAAAAUAGGGUAGGUUAUGGUUGGAUUUUUUCCAAAUUUUGAAGACAAUCUUAAGGCCUUGUUGACACCCAUGUGAAGUUAGUAACAGACACAACAGAUACAUUAACCCCAUUCCCACUCAGAAGCAAAGUGACAAUAGUUGUACGCAAACAGCAUAAAACCAGAACAGCCUGUGAGUAACCCCCAGUCUGUUCAGGUUUUAUGCUGUUUUCUGCUCAUCAGUAUCUUAGGGUUGGAAAUGAAACCUGUAAAACUUCAAUCUAGUAAGAAAGGUUUUUAAUCUAAUUUAACUUUCUAAGGGACUAGAAAUGCGUCAAAAUACGUAUCUUAGUGUAAAAGGUUAAGCUGCACUUCAGGUUACAUGCAAUACCAUCUCAUACCUGUCAGUUUAACUAUAACUACUACAUAGACUUUCAUAAUAAAUUUUGACAUUUUCAAUAGUUGUUAAUCUUUUUUUUUUAAAUAUGAGCUAUUGUAAUCACCUUGGCGUCGGCGUCCGGUUUAGUUUUGCGUUUAGGUACACUUUUCUCAUAAAGUUUCAAUGCGAUUGCAUUCAAACUUUGUACACUUACUUACUAUCAUGAGGGGACUGGGCAGGCAAAGUGAGAUAAUUCUGGCUUGCAUUUUGACAGAAUUAUGUGCCCCUGUUAUACUUAGAAAAUUGAAAAUUUUGGUUAAGUUUUGUGUUUAGGUCCAUUUUAUUCCUUAAGUAUCAAAGCUAUUGCUUUCAUACUUGCAACACUUACUAACUAUCAUAAGGGGACUGUGCAGGCAAAGUUAUGUAACUCUGACUGGCAUUUUGACAGAAUUAUGUGCCCUUUUUAUACUUAGAAAAUUGAAAAUUUGGUUAAGUUUUGUGUUUAGGUCCACUUUUUUCCUAAAGUAUCAAAGCCAUUGCUUUCAUACUUGCAACACUUACUAACUAUCGUAAGAGGCCUGUGCAGGCAAAGUUAUGUAACUCUGACUGGCAUUUUGACGUAAUUAUGGGCCCUUUAUACUUGAAAAUUUGGUUAAGUUUUGUGUUUUGGUCCACUUUACCCCUAAAGAAUCAUAGAUAUUACUUUCAUACUUGGAACACUCGCAAACUAUCAUAAGGGGACAGUAAAGGACAAGUUGCAUAACUCUGGUUGUCAUUUUUACGGAAUUAUGGCCCUUUUUUGACUUAGUAACUUUGAAUAUAUGGUUACAUUUUGUGUUAAGAUCCACUUUACUUCUAAAGUAUCAAGGCUAUUGCUUUUAAACUUUAAAUACUUUCAUGCUAUCAUGAGGGUACUGUACCUGGCAAGUUGAAUUUUACCUUGACCUUUGAAUGACCUUGACUCUCAAGGUCAAAUUAUUAAAUUUUGGUAAAAUUGCCAUAACUUCUUUAUUUAUGAUUCGAUUCAAUUGAUACUUUGACAAAACAACUCUUACCUGACAUACCACAAUUGACUCCGUCAAAACCAUCCCCCACGCCCCCUCGAAUCCCAACCCUCCGAAUCCCCCCUCAAUCCCCCAAUUAUUUUUUUUUAAUUAAAGAUCAUCUAAUAAAUGACCACCACACCCUCACACUAUACCCCCCACCCCGACACCAAAAUAAUAAUUUUCAUGCCCCCCCCCCCCUCAACUGAGCUCGAACCAAUGACCCCUGGAAUAAAAGUCUAUCGCUUAAACCACUCGACCUUAAUAAAUUCAAAGCGGCGUUCUCAUGAAGCUGCACAUUUUGAGUGGUGGAAGGUCAAGGUCAUUCUUCAUGGUCAUCCUUAAAGGUCAAAGGUAAAAAAAAUAAUAAUUUCAAAGCGGCGUUAUUAUGAAGCUGCACAUUUUGAGUGGUGGAAGGUCAAGGUCAUCCUUCAAGGUCAAGGUCAUCCUUCAAGGUCUAAGGUCAAACAAAUAAUAUUUCUAAGCGGCCUCAUAAAGCUGCACAUUUUGAGUGGUGGAAUUUCAAGGUCAUCCUUCAAGGUCAAAGGUAAAAAAAACAAUUCAAAGCGGGGCAAUAGGGGGCAUUGUGUUUCUGACAAACACAUCUCUUGUUUUUUUCAAACAUGGUUAAAAAACACAAAUAUUUAUUUUUAUUAUUUUAUUUUUGAAAUACCGUCCAACCAUCCCAACCAAGAAUCCUCCCCCCCCCCCCCAAAAAAAAAUUUGCAUUGUUUUUGCAUUUUUGGAAGAUAAUGUAAUCAAUGACCACACCCCUACACUAUACACCCCUCUCCACUCCACCCUUCCCUCCUUUGUGAUUGAAAUUGAAAUAGGUCCCUACGCCUUUAAAAAGAAAAAUAGAUGAGCGGUCUGCACCCGCAAGGCGGUGCUCUUGUUAACAUUUCCUUCCAACUGUAUUGCUUUUGUAAUUGUAAGAAAUAAUUUCUAAUUGAUAUUGAAAGCAUCUCCUUUUGGUAUUAUUUAAAACAUUAUUAAAAUAUAUUAACAUAUAUUAUUAUAUUAUAAUAUUAUAACAAUAUAUUUUGUAAAACUUUGUAUUUUUAUUGUUUACUAUGUUUGCACAAUUAUGUAUUCAUUCUAAUAAAUUGUUUACAUUCCAUGGUGUAUACAUUUUGUUGUAAGUUUUUUGAAAAUCCAUGAGACAUUUUUUAUGAUUUACCAAAUACAUAUGUUUUAAACUGUACCUUCCUCUAUAUGACAUCUAAAUAUAUCUCAGUGUGUACAGAAACUGUAACAUAUAUUAUUACUGUAGACAGAAAAUCAUUUUGUACACUUUAUAGUAAAAUACACUUCUCAUUUAUUGUACCUGUGGUUUUUGUACUCAAUUACAGUGUUUUGUUUAUUAAACAUAUAUUCAUAAAGCAAUGUGUUAUGCUAUAAAUUCAUUUAAAAUAUUAAUAUGGCGAUAAUUGAAAUAAUAAAAAAACUGAAAAAUUAGCCAUUCCAUUAAAUUCCAUUUUUCUGUGCUUUGUAGUAUAACUUGCAUUUAAUGAAAGCAAACAUAUGUGAAGCCAUCAUAUUACUGUUAUUUUAGUUAUGUUUGACGUAUAUUAGUCGAUGACAUAAUAGUAUAGUGCUUUUGCUUCAAAGUGCAUUUACUCAUUAUGUGUUAUUGAGAUCCUAGUCAAGUCAUUUUCUCUAUCAUAUAUCUCUUGUGAACUUGAAAUCCGCUUCUUUCAAUAAUAGAGAAUUGUAAGGGUCUUGUGCAGAACAAAAAAUUUAUCAUAGUACACAGGGUGCAGGAUCAACAGGGUUCACAGGGGUUUACAUACUGACUGGGAAGAAUGUAAACACACUGUUAAGAAUUUUAUUUUUGCAAAUAUCUCAAGCUAUUGAAAUACAUUUGCAAAACUCUUUAGUGCAUAAAAUGACAGUUGUUCUUGCAGUUUGUGCCAAUAUCUUUAGAUUAAAGAAUAAAUCAUUGAAUCUGACUGAAAUUGGUUCCAAAUGUACAUGUUGUGUGCAGCAUAACAGUGUACAUGAAUGCUGAACACAUCGAAUGUUUGGCGAAGAAUACAGGCUUACUAAAUAAAGUAAUUCUGAUGUAUUUAACAUUGCCAUAAGCAGCAUUAAAAAACGUCUUUGAUGCACUUUUUGAAAUUCUUAUGCAAAAAUGUUUUAAAAAGUUAUAUGAAAACAAACACCACUUACCGGUGUGGUUUCAUCAAUUAACGUUUAAUUGUGAACCCCACAGUCACAUGAUCCUGCACCCUGGUACACACUAGUCUUGGUGCCUUGUAAGUCUGUCCAUACUAGAAUCAUCCGUAAUAACUCACCAUGGUAAAAUGUAGGCAGAUUAUUUGUGCACAAUAACUCAAAAAAGAAUUGAAACAUUGUAAUAAAAUGUUUGAUAUGGGUACCUUGUAUGGAUCCCUUGCUUAGUAUUAAAGGGGUGGCUAUAUUAUUUCAUUCUUUUAUUAUAUAUGUGUAGUGGUGAUCAAAAGUUGACUCAAUAAACCUUAAUCUUAAAACGGAACAUUUUUUGUCCACCUUGAACUUUAAAAAUACUUGAAUUCCGGGCCUGUUGCUGCUUCUUCGGCAGAUCUUCGAGUUACUGUUUGUUGGUUCAUAUGUUGCAUAAAAUGUUUUUUUUAUUGAUACAUUAUGUACAUUCAUUGAUUGUUAUUGUUCUUUUCUCUUGAAGUGUUUUGAUCAAUCUUAUUUGACAUGGUUUUAAUAUGCACACAAUUCUCGGCAGCAUGGUAGAUGUUGUGGCUUGUUGUGGUUGAUGUAAUUAGUAAGAUUGAAAUCCUAUUAUUUGUGUGAUAAAUAUUGUGCGUGCACACAGAGUUUUUGUUUAGAGUACACUUAAUGUUCAUAUCAAAUCUAAUUUCAUUCAUCAAAAUCAUAUAUUUUAGCAAUACAAUUACAGGAGUACAAUGUAUAAUUUGCUUCCCCAAAUGCAUCCAAUUCCAUAGGAACUAAUAAAAUCCUAAACCAAAUUUGUUAAAGGGUCUUUUCCCUGAAUAAUUUGAACACCAGAUAAAACUACUAAACACUUAUACUUUGUCAACAAUUGCAUAUUGAUUUCAACUUGUUGUUCUUUGUUUAAUAAAAUAUGCUCCAUAAAAUAUAUUUCUGCCUAGUUGACCAAAGAACAAAAUAUUGUUUCUGUUUUCAAUUUGUUGAAGUUUAUAGAGUUAAAGAGUUUAUUUGUUAAUAUAAAAUAUGCUGUAGUGUUUUUAUGGAGUGUUUAUGUUACUUAUGGGACAUGUAUUUUGGCUAUGUUUUUGUUCAUUUGCAUUUAAUGUUUAAUCUGCAAAUCAUGAAAAGCUUAUAUUAUUAAGACAUUUAAUGUUAGCAACAUGACCUUUGUAUUUGUCCGAACAUGUUUCAUGGGGGAAUCUGUGUCCUUAACACAUCAUCUUGUCAUCGUCAGAAGUUUUUUAUGUUGUCAUUGUUCGUGAACCAGCUGUUUUUCAGGGAUUGUUUUGUCUGUAGUCUUAUUCCUCUUUUAAUUGCAGGGUUGUUUUUUGCCAUUCAUAUCAAUUUCAUUUUUGUUUUAUUUUUAUUUUGAUACUUGUAUUUUGAAUGGUUUGUGGAACAAAACAUAUUUAUUUGCCAUUCUAUGCUCUGUUUAUUCAAUGUUCAGCAUAUUAUACAGAAGUGCAUUCAUUCUAUUUUCUAUUGAAUCACAAGCAUGGGGUCACUGGAGUGUAAAAUUCCCUGAUUUUACCGUGACCAGAAACGUAUAUACUGUAAAAAUCAAAUUGCUGGUUAAUUUUACCACCACUAUAAGCUUUUGCACAAUAGUUCAUAUCUUUUUCUGGACAUGCAUAUUUUGUUUUCUUGGUCUAUCUGCAGUCUGGGAUAAAAAAAGCUUCCUUGGCAAAUGCCUUUAUAAGAAAUGGCAUUUUUGCACUUCUUUGAAUGUGAAUAUCUAGAGAAAGUAUAAUUGAUUUGAUAAUGUGAAUUAUAUAUAUUCAAUAAAGAAUAGAUAUUCAUAAAAUUCAAUUAUUGUUUCUGAUAAAAGACUUUGUUGAUUUUCCAAGGUCAUUACAGCUAGUGCUAGAGUAAUUUUGACAAUUUUGGUCUGAUAUGUAAAAUACCAUACCAGUCCUAUUGACAAUUGAAUAUAACAGGAAAACAUUACUUUGUGCUUUAUUUUGUAAGUGCUGAUUGCUUGCUUGCUGUAAAAUAACUUGCCUGUUGGGCCUGUGUAUUUAUUAAGUGUAUGUAUUUUGUAAUAAAUAUUUAUAAAACAGUGAAA